UUGACACGUAAGCUAAUGUUUGACUUACGAGAUACGACAUCGUUGGGUCUGCAAAAACUGGCGGAGUCCCGGCAAAUUCAAAACUGUGGAAGAAGAAAAUAGUAAUGGAGGAAACAAGAGGAAGAAGAGAUGAAGCAGGGGCGAGGCACACGUGUCUUAAGCUGGAAAUAAGCAGUACGGAACCAAUAUUCGUAAAAGGAACAUGGUUCGCCUCUCAUUUCCACCUCUCCGUCACCGAUGGCCUUAACGCUUGGCUCUGCCAUGCAACGGAAGAGCAAGUCAAAGAGAGAGCGGCGCAGUGGGAUCAGCCGGUUUCUGAGUAUAUUCAUUUAGCCGAACACUACUUAGGGUUUCAACACCCUUCCUCUCUCUACCGCUUUGCCGAUGCCGGUGAUGGCCAUAAACGUUUAUCAUGGACUUUUGAAAAGGAAGGAACAAAAUUGGAAUGGAGGUGGAAAUGCCAGCCAUCAGCUGAUAACAAGAAGACUAAUGUUGAAAUCAUGGACUUUCUCAUGGAUGCUAAUAUUAGGCUAAGUGAAGAAGUUGUUACAAAGACUCAAUCCUUUGACCGCUUAAAGGACGAAGCUGACAAGUGUUUGGCUCAAAGUGAUAGAUUUUGUACUGACAAAACGGAUUUCGAAUCUUCCACAUAUUCAAAGUUUCUCGCUGUCUUGAAUUCCAAGAAACGAAAACUCAGAGAGCUUCGAGAUCAGCUGGCGAAGAAGGAAUCUUCAGGAAAAUCACUACAGGAAGAGGAAGAAGAGGGCACGGACGGAACUGAGAGUUUUAAUGAAGGUAGCAACGAUGAGAAGAGUGAGGAAGAACCUCCAAAGAAACUCACAGGCACUUCAAAGAAUGUGCCAUCAGGCAGGGGGCGUGGCAGAACAAGGAUUGCUCGCAAGUAGCAUACAAAGUCGAAUUUUACAUUCAUCAGUUUAGCAGGCCGGCCAACAAGCUGACUGAUAAAAUAUAGAAAUAGAAAUCCGGUGUUCUAAGGUGAAAGGUGUUUUCUUUUCUUUGCUAGUUAAUCGUUUGUUCACUAUAUGGUUUAGGCUCGUCGAUAUUUAGCACCUGUUGAUGAAUAAACUAAAAUGUUAAAGUUCUCACAUUUGUUUGGAUUGUUUUCAUAAACUAGUCUUCAUUUCUUGUUCCA
Molecule: messenger RNA, 1153 nt
Organism: Mercurialis annua (annual mercury)
Lineage: Eukaryota; Viridiplantae; Streptophyta; Magnoliopsida; Malpighiales; Euphorbiaceae
Product: DNA repair protein XRCC4
Exons: 5
Coding region: 105-905 (266 amino acids)
Biological process (GO): positive regulation of ligase activity; double-strand break repair via nonhomologous end joining; DNA recombination
Cellular component (GO): DNA ligase IV complex; DNA-dependent protein kinase-DNA ligase 4 complex; nucleus
Molecular function (GO): DNA binding
Source: RefSeq, a predicted model, not a curated record